Molecule: messenger RNA, 1272 nt
Organism: Penicillium atrosanguineum
Lineage: Eukaryota; Fungi; Ascomycota; Eurotiomycetes; Eurotiales; Aspergillaceae
Product: biotin synthase
Exons: 1
Coding region: 1-1272 (423 amino acids)
Biological process (GO): biotin biosynthetic process
Cellular component (GO): mitochondrion
Molecular function (GO): 2 iron, 2 sulfur cluster binding; biotin synthase activity
Source: RefSeq, a predicted model, not a curated record
AUGUCUUUCCCUAUCCCGCGGUCUUUACCUCGGCUUCUUCGCUCCUACGGGACCGUCCAGGGCCCUCCCAGUGCUGCCUCUAUCGCCGGUCGAGUACCCAGUGUUCUGGUUGAGGCUACCAAUGCUACCACCCCUCGUAUUACCUGGACUCGGGAGGAAGUCUCUCAGAUUUACAACACACCCUUGAACCAACUCACAUAUGCCUCGGUAAGUCAACUCGACUGCAUCAUCCCGAAGCUUCCGUCUGGAGCUUCAAUUGCACCACCCCAAGACGAACACAUCACGGAAGACCAAGCUAAUGCCUCCCAGGCCGCCGUGCACCGUCGGUUUCACGACCCCUCCGCCAUCCAGAUGUGCACACUGAUGAACAUCAAAACGGGUGGCUGCAGCGAGGACUGCUCUUACUGCGCCCAGUCCUCUCGGCACGACACGGGACUCAAGGCCACCAAAAUGAGCCCUGUAGAAGACGUGCUCGAGAAAGCCCGAAACGCCAAGGCAAAUGGCAGUACUCGCUUCUGCAUGGGCGCCGCCUGGCGCGACAUGCGCGGCCGUAAAACAAGCCUGAAGAAUGUGAAGCUCAUGGUCUCCGGAAUCCGGGAGAUGGGCAUGGAAGUCUGCGUGACCCUCGGUAUGAUCGACCAGCACCAAGCCAAGGAACUCAAAGACGCCGGCCUAACAGCAUACAACCACAAUCUCGAUACCUCUCGUGAAUUCUACCCCAACGUCAUCACCACCCGUUCCUACGACGAGCGUCUCCGCACACUGGAUCACGUCCGUGACGCAGGCAUCAACGUCUGCUCCGGCGGAAUCCUCGGCCUAGGCGAGACCGACGCAGACCGCGUUGGUCUCCUGCACACAGUCUCCAGCCUGCCCAAGCACCCGGAAUCAUUCCCCGUCAAUGCUCUAGUCCCCAUCCCCGGAACGCCCCUCGGAGACAGGAAAAUGGUCCCAUUCGACCGUCUCCUUCGAACCGUCGCAACUGCCCGUAUCGUUAUGCCCGCUACCAUCGUCCGCCUCGCUGCCGGCCGCAUCGCUCUGACCGAGGAACAGCAGGUCGCCUGCUUCAACGCUGGUGCUAAUGCCGUGUUCACUGGAGAAAAGAUGUUGACUACGGACUGCAAUGGCUGGGGCGAGGAUCGUGUCAUGUUCGACCGUUGGGGCUAUUACCCCAUGAAGAGCUUUGAGAGACCGGAGCCUAAGCAGGCUGCCGAGACUACGACCCCGCCUCCUGCGGAUUCUGAGGCUGCCGCGCAGGUCGCGGCUAGCUCUUAG